Drosophila albomicans is the source of this 1697-nucleotide messenger RNA. It is a transcript of the gene pths, whose product is annotated as probable ATP-dependent RNA helicase DDX47. The coding region runs from base 92 to 1675 and encodes 527 amino acids. Gene Ontology annotation, molecular function: RNA helicase activity; nucleic acid binding; ATP binding. The record is from RefSeq and is a predicted model, not a curated record. NCBI's taxonomy places the organism in Eukaryota, Metazoa, Arthropoda, Insecta, Diptera, Drosophilidae. The transcript is spliced from 3 exons.
CACCACCAAGCACGUUCUUUUCUCUCCGAACACGUGUGGCAACUGGUGGUAAUAUUUGCUUGACGUAAAUGUGUUAAGAAUAUGUAACAAAAUGUCGGAAACUUCAGAAGACGAGCAAGCGCAAUUGCAAACAAGCGAUGAAGAACUCAGUGCUGACGAAGAGCAAGAAAACACAGAUGCCGAGGAAGAGGAUGAGGAAGACGAUGGCAACGAUAAAGAAACUGAAAAUGAGUCUGAUGACGAUGCGUCCGCGGCCGAUGAGGAUAAAAUUGAAAAUGGCGACAAAGCGCUAACGUGGAAAGAUCUUGGUCUCAAUGAAACACUGUGCAAGGCUUGUGAUGAGCUAAAGUGGAAGGCGCCUUCAAAGAUUCAAAAGGAAGCGAUACCUGUUGCCAUACAAGGCAAGGAUGUGAUUGGCUUGGCGGAAACAGGAUCGGGUAAAACCGGCGCCUUUGCGCUGCCUAUUUUGCAUGCGCUGCUAGAGAAUCCGCAACGUUACUUCGCACUGGUCUUAACGCCAACACGUGAACUCGCAUUCCAAAUUGGUGAACAAUUUGAGGCGUUGGGCAGCGGCAUUGGCAUUAAGUGUUGCGUCAUUGUUGGCGGCAUGGACAUGGUAGCCCAAGGACUGCAGCUGGCCAAGAAACCACAUAUAAUCAUUGCCACACCCGGUCGUCUUGUGGAUCAUCUGGAGAACCUUAAGGGCUUCAAUCUGAAGGCCAUUAAAUAUCUGGUAAUGGACGAAGCUGAUCGCAUCCUCAACAUGGACUUUGAGGUGGAGUUGGAUAAGAUUCUCAAAGUAUUGCCACGUGAGCGACGAACGUUUCUGUUCAGUGCCACGAUGACGAAAAAGGUGAAGAAACUACAACGUGCCUCACUCAAAGAUCCUGUCAAAGUGGAAGUCUCCAACAAAUAUCAAACUGUCGAUCAGCUACAGCAAUAUUAUCUAUUUAUACCUGUAAAAUACAAAGACGUCUAUCUGGUGCACAUCCUCAACGAGCUGGCUGGCAACAGUUUCAUGAUCUUCUGCAGCACUUGCAACAACACUGUGAAGACUGCAUUGAUGUUGCGAGCUCUGGGCUUAGCUGCGAUUCCGUUGCACGGACAGAUGUCGCAGAACAAACGCUUGGCAGCGCUCAACAAAUUUAAGGCGAAAAAUCGUUCGAUUUUGAUAUCCACCGAUGUUGCCUCACGUGGUCUUGACAUUCCCCAUGUGGAUGUGGUGGUUAACUUUGAUAUACCCACGCACAGUAAGGAUUACAUACAUCGUGUGGGACGCACAGCGCGUGCCGGACGUUCCGGGCAAGCCAUCACUAUGGUCAGUCAGUAUGACAUUGAAUUGUAUCAGCGUAUCGAACAUUUGCUGGGCAAACAGUUGCCUCUAUACAAAUGCGAGGAGGAUGAGGUGAUGGCUCUGCAGGAGCGUGUGGCGGAAGCACAACGUACAGCGAAACUGGAGCUCAAGGAUCUGGAGGAUAGCAAGGGCUACAAGGGUGGCAAAGGCGGUGGCACUAAGCGUUCGGCUGCUGGAGGGGAUCACGAUGAUUCGGAACAGUUUACGGGUGCGCGCAAGCGCAUGAAACCCAUGGGCAAGGGUGGGAGUAACAACUAUAAGAACAAGGGGGGCGCUGGCGGUGCCAAAAAGAAUUGGAAUCGUGGCAAAAAGCGCAAUUAAUUAGUAAUAUAAAUAAUUUAAA